AUGUCUGAUCAUGGUGUACAAUCGAAUAACGGUAGUGAUGGGAGAGCUGGGCAAUCUCUGCAUUCUUACCAAUCAGCUUGGAUGGCUCAUUGGUCGAGAACAAGCUGUAAUGCAGCACCUCAAAUGCAUAGUCAUUUAUCUCAUGCUUUUGUAAACAAGGGAGAUGAUCAUGUUACCAAGCCACGAUAUUUACUUAGAGGAGUAGAGGUAGCAUCUGACUUUUGUAAAUCUGUUGGCAGUGGUAGAAAAACUGAGGCCAAAACUUUUGAAACCAUGAAUGCCUGUCUUACAAGAGGUUCAAAAAAUAUGAGAACUGAAAGUUUAGGUAGCCAACACUUUCCAUUCAACCUUUGCCGAAAUAGGGGGAAGAGUUUGACUACGAAGGGUACUACAGGAUCAGCAUCUCAUAUUGCUCCAUACGAAUAUGACUGUCGAGAAGACAGACUCAACAAUGGAAACUUACUCAACAAUAACCUGGUAACUUUGGAACAUGAACAGUGUAAUUAUCGCGGCCAUUCAGCUCUUUUGGUUUGUGAGCAAAAAACCCAUAACUGCCCAAACUCCAAAAAGUCUGCUACUCCAUAUCCAAGGCACAAUAACACGUACCUAUUCCUAAAUGAUCCCUCUACCAGCAACCAGCAUUCACCAGGGUUUAUUGGAGAACAGUCCCAGAGAAUGCAGAAUUGUUUCAGUAUUGGGUUGGUUCCUAGUAGGAACUGUCCUUCACAGACGACCAAAUUGGAGACGUUUCACCCCCACUCGAUUCCAAGAAUGCCACAUUCUGUUCAUGAUGUGGAGACCAUGAGAAUAUGCACUACUGUAGAUUCCAUGGAGGGAUUACCCGGAGGUCCUCCCAGAAUUUCUCAGACAACUCAGAGUGUCUUGAUCACAAAAAAGACUGAUGUGAACUUGUGUGAAGGAGAUCAGAUUUUCAGAGAGUCAAGAGUAUCCAGCCAAUUUAAAGGAAAUAUGGUUGGCGAACUUCAGAGCCUAUCUCCCCUUGUUGGUCAUGGUCAACGUGGAGUAAAGCUUAAACCUCUAGAUAGCUCCAUGGAUAGUGAAGACACAGGAAAAUUUGAAGAUGUCAAAGCUUUUGAGGUUGAUUUGAAGAAUGAAUCAUCAGCUGAAACAGAUUCCAUGGAGAUAAAUGUUUUUGAGGAGAGGAACCAUUUUUCUGGUGGAACUUCUUCCCCAUCAAACAAGGGCAUGAUGGUGGACCCAAAUUUGCUCCCACAAGCUGGAAUUGCUUCAGCAAGAGAGGAAGUUGGAUGCAGCCGACCUGUAAUGUUACCUGAUAUAAACUUAGAGCUUCCUGCCCUGCCCGAAACAGCCAGCUCAAUUGAUAAUGCAGAACAAAGGACCUCAAGAACUCAAAGUCUGGACAUGGAACUACUACUCUCCCAUGCUGAGCAGCGCAGUAGUUCAAAAUCUGAUCAUUGCCCAGAUGGUCCUGUGAGACCUGAGCCAAGCAGCAGAUGGGUUAAGCGUCUUAAAUUGAGUGCUUCAGAUCCUUCUGCUCUUGGUACUAAGAGCUCGAAUAUGGGUGAAGCCUCAUCUCAUAAAAAAGUGGACAAGUUCAGCAAAAUUAUGAAACGUAGCAUAACUAGCUCAGAAUUGAUGAUGGGCAAAUGUCGUAAUAAAGAAUUGAUUGCACUAGAUCAGAAUACAGCACUCUUAAGGAACGGUGAAUCGUCUUCUGCAGACUCGGUAAGCAAAGUUCGAGAUAUCACACUUUCACAUUCUUGGAUUAAGAGGUGGCGUCAUAAUAGAGCUGCUACUCCACAGAGAAAGGGUGAAGCAGUGGUACUUUGUGAGCCACGAAGUUUGAAAGUGGCAUUGGAGGACUUGCAAAAGAAGCAAUUUCCGAGCCUUGCGGCAAUGGCGCUGAUGGGGAAGGCCAUGAGUGGUUUCCAACCUUGUGAGAUGCAAAAGAGGGGUUCUUUUACAAACACAUUUGUGUUGCCACAUCUCUCCAAGAAGUACAAUAUAGGGAAUUGA
Ilex paraguariensis (yerba mate) is the source of this 1998-nucleotide messenger RNA. Lineage: Eukaryota; Viridiplantae; Streptophyta; Magnoliopsida; Aquifoliales; Aquifoliaceae. The record is from the annotation of a GenBank genome assembly.